ACAGCACGGUUUCCCUCAUCCACACACUCACACUUGUCAGACGAGCUGACUUCGCGGCACACACUCUUCCUCCUGGGAUAUGAACACCUUCAUCCUCACCUGCCUCCUCUGUUUCGUACUUUUCAGUAUUCUGGGCGCUCAGGGAUCCGAGGCGUCGUCCUCCGGCGAGUUCGGCAGCGUGACCGUGGUGGGCUCGGCCUCAGGGGAAGGCCUCCAGGUUGUGCAGGGCAAUGUGGACGACGACGUGGACUUUGAGGAACUCGCAAGUGGGCUCCUGAGAGAUGACAGGAAGAAGACGAAAGGCAAAGGCAAGAAGAAGAACAAGCAGAAGAGCAGGAGCACCACAGCGUUCAACCCCGAGCACACGCACUCCACUCAAGGCCGCACCCCCGCCAUGGAGACCACCCAGAACCCCUGCAACUCCACCCACCUGGGCUACUGCAUCCACGGCUACUGCCAGCGCAUGGAAGGCCUGCAGGAGCCCGUGUGCAUAUGCAUGAAGGGCUAUGACGGCGAGCGCUGCGGGAUCCAAACUUUGGGGGCCAUCGGGACCGAGUCACAGCACAGCAGCGAUGCCGAGUGGGUCCAGAUGGGCUUGGUCAUCACGGCCGCAGUUCUGUCCUUAAUCAGCUGCACCGCUGUCAUGCUCAUGGCCUGCGCACAUUACAAGUCUCAAAAAAACUUCCUGGCGUCCCACCUCGGGAGCUGGUCGGAGCAGCAGAAGCUGCAGAAACCCGCCUGUAAUGUUGUGGUGUGAGAGAGAGCCCACCAGCCGGGGAGGAGGUAAAUUCUGACCCAGUGUCACCACCUACAGAUGACCAGACGCAGAAGAUUGAAUAAAUGCUUCAUUAGAUGCAACGUAAACUGUCCAAAAUUUCUUUGCAUUUAAUUUAUUUAGUGUGAUUAUUUAUCUGUAUGAGUGUAUGUAUUUUGAAUUAUUAUUAUUAUUAUUAUUAUUAUUAUUAUUAUUAUUACACAGAUGUCUGUAUGUGAGGAUGUUGAGCAUUCAGUCAACAGACAGUGUCGCUUUUAUUUAUUGGACUGCUCUUGUGAUAGGUCAGAGAAACUGUCGUCAUCUCACUAUGGGGAACAAAUGACGUUUAAACAACAAUAAAAUGUCUCAGUGGUA
Phycodurus eques (leafy seadragon) is the source of this 1129-nucleotide messenger RNA. It is a transcript of the gene areg, whose product is annotated as amphiregulin. The coding region runs from base 80 to 757 and encodes 225 amino acids. The record is from RefSeq and is a predicted model, not a curated record. The transcript is spliced from 6 exons. NCBI's taxonomy places the organism in Eukaryota, Metazoa, Chordata, Actinopteri, Syngnathiformes, Syngnathidae. Gene Ontology annotation, biological process: positive regulation of mitotic nuclear division; positive regulation of cell population proliferation; epidermal growth factor receptor signaling pathway.